This is a messenger RNA of Trematomus bernacchii (emerald rockcod), 2034 nucleotides long. It is a transcript of the gene atf7ip2, whose product is annotated as activating transcription factor 7 interacting protein 2. Gene Ontology annotation, cellular component: nucleus; transcription regulator complex. NCBI's taxonomy places the organism in Eukaryota, Metazoa, Chordata, Actinopteri, Perciformes, Nototheniidae. The record is from RefSeq and is a predicted model, not a curated record. Gene Ontology annotation, molecular function: protein binding; transcription coregulator activity. Gene Ontology annotation, biological process: regulation of DNA-templated transcription. The transcript is spliced from 13 exons. Bases 80 to 1501 code for a protein of 473 amino acids.
UGCAUUUACAGAAUUCCUUGCAACAUUGAAAAGAAGUUAAGGACUUGCCUACUGCACAUACUGAAAGUAUAGUUACAUAAUGGCAGAUGCCCGAGAUCGAACUCCUCGCACACGCUCAAGAGCAGAUCAGAAGACGUUUAAACCUUCCCCCAAACGAAAGAGUCCUAGACUGUCUUCUCCAAAGCAAACGAAGCUAGCGGGAGAUGCUCGAGUGAACAUUGGAUCAGCGUUUGAAACGUGGAGUGAAGUGAAGGCCUCAAAAGGAUUAAAAAGUGAUGCAGAGUUGGCUCUUACUCUACUCGAUAAAAUGAAGAGGUUACCAACCAAUUCAGAUUCCUCUGGACCCAGUAAGAAAAAGAUCAAGUUAUCCCAAUCUGAAGUGCAGACGCUGAUCGAGCAGGAGGUUCAAACUGCACUGAAAAAGAAACAAAACAAGCUGCUGGGUUUAAUAGGAACGAUUCAAGAGCAGGAUGAAUCACUGGACUACAAAAGCUCCAUCCAAAAACUGGAGGAGCGGAUGAACACAGUAACCAGGAGAGCGGAAGCAGCCAUCGCCUUCAUGACAAAGACACAUAAAGAGAACCCACAGCCAUCUCUGGAUAAUGUCAAGAUUAAAAGGGAAGACUCUGCCAAAGAUAAGAAAAUCCCACCUGGUUUCAAAAGCGACAUUGAGAGCAUGGAAAAGAGAGUGGAGUUCUUAAAUAUGAUGAAAAGCACCAAAACGGGAUUAACAAAGAUGCAAGAAGACAAUGAAUCUUUGAAGGCUGUCAUAGCCAAACAGAAGCUGCCUCCUCCGGUUCCUACUCCUAACGGCUCUUCUGACUGCAAGGAGUCACUUAUUAAGAAAGAGCCGGAUGUGGAGGAGUCAAAGCAGUCUGUGGAGGAGUCAAAGCAGUCUGUGGAGGAGUCAAAGCAGUCUGUGGAGGACUCAAAGCAGUCUGUGGAGGAGUCAAAGCAGUCUGUGGAGGACUCAAAGCAGUCGGUGGAGGAGUCAAAGCAGUCGGUUGAACUAAAGGCUGUGAUGGUGAAAGAAGAAAAUCUUUCUAGUGACCAUAGCAGACCCAAUCCAACGAACACCGAGCAGGACGAACUCUAUUCGUAUCCUCCUCUGCCCUCAACAAACUUUCCCUCCAUCCUAAGCAUCGAGGUGGCUUCAUACAACCUCCCCGGGAGACCGAAAGUGAAUGUGGCUCUCAUCAAGAACCCCGUCGGCCUCUCUGUGCUCUGGAGCGUGGAGGAUAAAGACCCCUCAGCAGCACCGCCCAUGGAUAGUUACGGCCUCUUCAUGACUAUGGAGAAGGUAAAGGGUAGCGGCGUCUUUCCAAGUUGGACAGCCCUUGGUGAGGUGGCAGCCGUCCCACUACCCAUGUGUGUUAUGAUCAGUAAGUACAAGCCAGGCCACACGGUGUGUGUCGCUGUCAUUGGCAAGGACAAGUUUGGCCGGUACGGACAAUACAGUACAGUUGUGAACGCAACCAUACCCGACCAGAAAGACCAAUAACAGCUACUUCAAGGAUUUUCCACAUGAAGGACCUUAUUUUAUUUUUUUGCAUUUUUCUUUUGGCAUUUUCUUUUAUUUUUUUAUAAAACAAUUUGUAUCUUGUGGAUUUAGUAACUUGACUAAUAUAGGUAUUCUGAUUCUGAUCUCUAUACAUGUAAUUAAAUAAAGAGCAUCAAAAGGAUACAGAUCAUUUUUGUUGUUGUUGUGCCUUAAAGCAAUCACUCAUGUUUUUUAAUUAUUAUUUAAGGAAUAUCAAAUAGAAUAGAAUUGCACCCAAUGUAUAUAGAGACUCCCCUACUGUCCUCCAGCAAUGUUUGCAUAACCAAUGGAAGCAGUAUUAAUGUGUACACCUUUUCUGGCCAUUUAUGCAGGAAUCGGUUAAGCCAAAAGUGGUUAAGCCUUAUUUGGGAUCAAUUGAUCAAUAUUUUUACAAUGUAAUAAGCUUUUAUUGUUCAUUGAGUUACUAAAGUUGUAAAUGUUUUAUUGUAUGUUCUGAAUGGUCACUUGUUGAAUUAAAAAGUAGAAAUCUUUAA